GUCCCCCUGGAGACUAGCAGGAGCAACACGUGAUGUGUCUACUUAUCAGGUUUAGGGAGAGGAUAGCGCUGCGCUUAGAGACGGAGUGAGGGAGAGAGAGGAGAGCUAAAUAAGUGAGACUUUUUCAGUCUCUCAACUCUUUCUUUCCAUCUUCCUUCUUCAGGAAGAAAUCGGGAGAAAGGGAAUUAUAAAGUUUGGGGAACUUUGCACAUCCUCAGAAACGCCAUUUUGAUUCCUCUCCGGAACAACUUUGCAGCUUUUUUUUUUCUUAGUCCAUCAUCACCAUUCACCAUCAUCAUCAUGUCUCGGCGCAAGCAGCCCAACCCCAACAAAGUCAAACUAUGAACAGUCACAGUAUGAUGUGCCCAACCCUGACUGAUACCUGAACGGUAUAACCCUGGUCUCUGGAGGGGUAAAUAUAACAAAUGGAAAGUGCCUGUGAGGACAAGAAGGAUGGCGAAGGCAUCGCCGCUGCAGCAGCCCUGGCCACCGAGAGCUCGGACAAGAAGGAGGAUGUUUCCGCGCACAUACAAACGCAGGAUGAACAAAGAGGUAAAAAUGGCGAUCCAAUUUGUGGGGGCGAGGAGAAGGCAGGAGGUGGGGAAAAUUCAGACGGGAUCGACCUGUCGUCCAUAAAUGCCAUGAUGUCAACUGUGAUGAGUGUGGGCAAGAUGAAUGGCGCCAGCGACACCUCCCCUGUCAAGACUUCCAACAAGUCUCCUGGGCCCAGCCGGAUUGGAAGGAGAAACCAGGAAACCAAAGAAGAUAAGUCUUCGUUCACAUGUCCAUUGUGUGACAAGAACUGUCUAACACAGCAUCAGCUCACUAUGCACAUUCGACAGCACAACUCUGACAGCGGUGCCACGGACCACUCGUGCAGCAUCUGCGGAAAGUCCCUGAGCUCGGCCAGCUCCCUGGACCGGCACAUGCUGGUGCACUCUGGAGAGAGACCCUACAAGUGCUCCGUCUGCGGACAGACCUUCACCACCAACGGCAACAUGCACAGACAUAUGAAGAUUCAUGAUAAGGACCCAAGCAGUGUGGUGCCCUCCAGUCCACCCUCCCCUACAAAGAGAAGGAGACUGUCAACAAAGAGGAAACUCAGCCAAGAGGGCGAUACAGAGAAGCCAGAGGAUCCACCCAGCAAAAGGGCGUCAGAAGAGAGCCCAGGAGACGAGCAGGACACUAAAGUAGAGGAGGACCUACUGCACUGCCCCAUCUGCUUCAAGACGUUCAUAUGCAAAUAUGGGCUGGAGACCCACAUGGAGACUCAUCCAGACACCACUCUCAGGUGUGACCUCUGCUGCAUCUCCUUCCGCACUCACCGCGGCCUGCUCCGCCACAACACCGUCGUCCACAGGCAGCUGCCCACCGACCCUUCUGGAAAGCCUUUCAUCCAGAACAACCCCUCCAUUUCCGUGGGCUUCAACGACCUGGCCUUCAUCGAUUUCUCCUGCCGCAAGUUUCCUCGCAUUGCUCAGGUGUGGUGCGAGACCAAUCUGAGGAGGUGCACCAGCAAGUUUCAUCGGUUCGUGUGCGAGACCUGCAACAAGGCCUUUCCCCUGCAGUCCGCCCUGGAUCUGCACAUGCACACCCAUAAAGGAGCCGAGGAAGAUGAAAACGUCAAGCCCCAAAGGGCUCCAGUGGAAAACCCAGAAAAGAAGAGCUACAUGGCAUCUCUGGGGCUGCAGCACAUCUCCGAGGCCAAGUCAAUGAAGGAGGAGGAGGAGGCGGCCUUUGCAGAGCUGGAGAAUAUCAAAGUCAUACGGGUUGAGCCACCCAAGUCUAACCUACCUCAGGAGGCCAGCUGUAUCACUGGGUUGAACCUCCCUCUCCUUGAUCCCACCUCUCUCACUAGUUUCUCUCAGGUGACCCAGAAAAACAGUUUAAAAUUUCUCUCCCUCCAGCCCUUCCAGAAGGGAUUCAUCAUUCAGCCGGACAGUAGUGUUGUAGUAAAACCUAUCUCCGGUGAGACCGGUGUUGAAUUAGCUGACAUCCAGCAGAUUCUUAAGAUGGCUUCAUCUGCACCACAACAGAUCACUCUUCCUCCUCUUUCUAAAGCCCCCUGCACUCCCACCCAGUCUGUCUACAAGCGGAUGCCUCCUCUGAAGCCAAAGCCCCUGGUUACACCCCGCACCACAGUGGCCACAUCUACCCCACCCCCACUUAUGAGUGCCCAGCAGGCCUCACCAGGCUGUAUCAGUCCCAGCCUUCCACCUCCCCCCAACCAGCUCCUUAAAUCGCCCGAUGAGUCCUCCUCCAGCAGCCAGAGUUCAGGGAGGGAAUCUGUUAGCUCCCAGGAGUUAAAAGCAGAUCAGGCGGACACAAAGACUCAGCUUGAACAAGAAGGCAUCAUCGAUGCACUGAUGACCAUGGAGAGCGAGCAAAAGAUCAAACAGGAGAUGAGCGAGGAAAAGGAUGCAGGCAGCAGUGAGGCUGGUGGGAAGAAGGGUGGGAAGAAGGGGCUUUACCCAUGCCGAUUUUGCAACCAGGUCUUUGCCUUCUCUGGUGUCCUGCAAGCUCAUAUCCGCUAUCACCUGGGGAUUUCGCCCUAUCAGUGCAAUAUCUGCGACUACAUUGCCCCAGAUAAGGCCACCCUCAUCCGCCACUUGCGUACACACAGCGGUGAGAGGCCCUACGUCUGCCGUGUCUGUCACUACCCCUUCACCGUGAAGGCCAACUGUGAGCGGCAUCUCCGCAAGAAGCACAUGAAGGCUACACGCAAGGAGAUUGAAAAAAAUAUCGAAUAUGUGUCUAGCACUGCCUCCGACUUGCUGGAUGCCACAGAAACGGUUUGUCGCUACUGUGGAGAAGACCUCAAGAAUUAUCGGGCACUGCAGAUCCAUAUGAGGACCCACAACGGCUGCCAGAAAAAGCCCUUUGAAUGUCGGCAGUGUGGUGCUGCCUUUCUUGCCAAGAGGAACUGCAUCCAUCACCUUCUCAAGCAGCACCCACAGGUACAGGAAAAGGAAAUAGAGGACCAAAUUGCCACCUUUAUCCCCAGCACCAGCAAAGUAAGUGGUUCUCCCCAACCUAGCUCACUCCAUCAAAAUGGGCUUCUUCCUAUAGGCCCUCAAAUCAUCAAAUCGGAAACCCUGAGCUUCUACUCACCUGAAAUGGACCAGCCUUUGGAUUUCUCCAGCAAGAGCCGGAAUACCAGUACCAUGGCUGUCAAACUGGAGGGUCUCCAUGCACCCCAGCUUUCACAGUAUGAAUGUUCUAUGGAGCCCAUUGACCUCUCUAUUCCCAAGAACUCUGAGAAGAAAAAGGAAGUCCUGCCUGUUGAGAUCAAGAAAGAGCAGCCAUCUCCAAGUUCCGACCUCCCUCAUUCAUCAGCCUUCCCAGGCAAAUCUGAUGUGGACAAACCAGUAGAGGAGAAACAAUACCCAGCCUUACAAGCCCCGUUUCAGCUUGCCCUCACUGUAGCUCCUGCAGCAGCUCUCAAUAGUUCUUCUGUACUCCGGCCCAUCAGGCCAAAACCACCAUUGCCAAAACUGUCUGCAGCAAAGGAACUGCCCCCCUUGGCGUCAAUUGCUCAGAUCAUCUCCUCUGUGUCAUCUGCUCCUGCUCUCCUAAAGAGAGAAGCUCCUCCCAGCAGUGGCACUGUGGGACCAGAGAAGGGUGCCAACCUGAAGGGGCUCCUCUCAGGUCCCCAGGUGGACUCUGAGCCAGCCGCUGAGUCCAGGUCCACAGCCGAGGAAAAUCUGGAUGCUUCCAUGGACGAGGCGCCACUAGGCGUCUCCAAGAAAAAAUGCAAGAAGAAACCAACCAGGAGCAAGGAGGGCCUCAACAAUAUCACCUGUGGCGGUGGGAUUGACUUGGAAUCCAGCGGAGAAUUUGCCAGCAUCGAAAAGAUGCUUGCCACAACUGAUGCCAACAAGUUCAGUCCCUACCUGCAGUCGAGCCCUGCCAGCGUAAAGGAGGAGGGAGAGCGGAGCCCCACUAGUGAGGAUGAGAAAGAGUCCCAGGAGGACAGGCAAAUGAAAGGGAAGAAGAAUGCUUACGCCAACUCCUUGCAGAAGAUGACCUGUCCCUUCUGCCCUAGAGUGUUUCCAUGGGCCAGCUCAUUGCAGCGCCACAUGCUGACUCACACGGGUCAGAAACCAUACCCCUGCCCAAAAUGUGAUGCCUUUUUUUCAACCAAGUCCAACUGUGAGCGCCAUCUACUGCGUAAACAUGGAGUUGCCAAUCGUACCCUGAGACGAAAUGGUACCAUCCCAAAAUCCAAGACAGGGGAUGAAGGAUCACAUGAAAGUGGAGAGAGCUUGUCAGAAACAGAGCUUCCAUCAGCUGAAGUGCUGGACCUGACCACUACCGAACCCGCAAAGGAGCCAGCAGAGCACAAACUGGAGACCUGCGAGAACAAGGCCGAGAUGACCAAGGACAAUACGCAGAAGAAAGAGGAGACCGGGCCUGCCGAGACCGCCCCAGAGGAGACGGAAAACGACGACGAUGCCCAAAGCAACAAGAGCCUGGACCUGAAUUUCGCCAGCAAGCUCAUCGACUUCAAGUUCUCUGAGGGGGACCAGGCAGCGGGGAGCAGCUCCCAGGAGGAGGGCAAACACAUCUGCAGGAGCUGCGGGAAGAGUUUCAGGUACGCGGCCACGCUCACGCGGCAUGAGAAAGCCCAUAUCCCGGACAGCCAGGCUGGGAGCAACAGGAAGGUGACCAGGAGGUCCGCGGAAGCAGCCGCGGAGGCAGGCAGAGCAGCCAAGAGCAGCGGGGAAUCGGAAAAACAAGACGGGCCCAAGGUGGCGGCGGCGGCGGCGGCGCGCGAGGCCGAGAACAACGGGAGCGGGGCGGAGAGCGUUUCGGAGGAGGAGGAGAAGGCCGCGGGGGAGGGAAAGAGUGACGAGGAGAGCAGCCACAAGGAACCAAAGAGCAGCGAAGGGGGCGGCAACAGCAAGGCCGACAAGCGGAAAAAGAUCUGCAACGUGUGCAACAAACGCUUCUGGUCACUGCAGGAUCUGACACGGCACAUGAGGUCGCACACAGGCGAGAGACCCUACAAGUGCCAGACGUGCGAGCGCACUUUCACGCUGAAGCACAGCCUGGUGCGGCACCAGCGUAUCCACCAGAAGUUCCGGGCGGGCGGGGGCACGGGGGGCGAGGAGGAGGGGGGCGGCAGCGGGGGCCGCUCGGGCAGCGAGAGCGAGUCCACGCAGAGCAGCACCAGCCCCCCCUCGGAGAACGAAAGCGAAGGAGCCAGUGCCAGCCUGGCCCAGGCUACCUCUGCCGCGAAGCCGGACGAGCAAGAAAGGUCAGCGGGACCUUCUGUCGAGCCCUCGGAUAACUACAUUCAAGGCCGGCUGGAGAUUCACACCAAGACCCCUCUGGACAGCAUCCUGCCUUCACCUGAACCCCAGCUUGUGAAGGUGGAGUGACCGGGAGGCGUGUUUUGUUACAGCCUUCUUUUUAUUAUGCAGAGCGCGCUGUGUUACUUCUGUGACAGUGCCAUGAAUUUGUAAUGCAACGGACUGUAAUCUUGUUUUUGGAGUGCCUUACUACUUUUGCUAGAUCUUUGUAUCAAGUUACAUAUUACAGAUAAUAUAAUAUUUUUUUUUUCGAGUAGCAUUUUUAAUGUUUUUUUUUUCCUCCUAAAGAAAUGUACUUU
Lepisosteus oculatus (spotted gar) is the source of this 5614-nucleotide messenger RNA. It is a transcript of the gene rreb1a, whose product is annotated as ras responsive element binding protein 1a. Lineage: Eukaryota; Metazoa; Chordata; Actinopteri; Semionotiformes; Lepisosteidae. Gene Ontology annotation, biological process: regulation of transcription by RNA polymerase II. Gene Ontology annotation, cellular component: nucleus. The record is from RefSeq and is a predicted model, not a curated record. Gene Ontology annotation, molecular function: RNA polymerase II cis-regulatory region sequence-specific DNA binding; DNA-binding transcription activator activity, RNA polymerase II-specific.